AUGGCAGCUCCCAGGCGAGCGGGCACAACAACGCCGUCCAACUCGGUUGCCUCUGCCACUGGCUAUGCGGAGGCUUCAGAGAUGGACAAGUACCGGCUCGUGAGCAACAUUGGCCAAGGCAGCUUUGGUGUCAUCUCCAAAGUUCAACGCAUCAAUGACAACAAAGACUUUGCCCUCAAGCAGCUAGACUAUGGCAAGAUGACGGAGCGCGACCGUAAGCAGAUCCUGGCUGAGGUAGCGAUUCUCGAAUCUCUCAAGCACCGUAACAUUGUACAGCUUGUGCAGAAGAUAAAGGACCCCAAGAACGAACGCAUCUUCAUUGUCAUGGAAUUCUGUACUUCGGGCGACCUUGGCUCUCUCAUCCGCAAGGCCAAGCGCAGCAACACUCCUCUGCCCGACGAUCAGAUCUGGAGCAUCUUCCUGCAAAUCACCUUGGCUCUGCAUCAUUGUCACUGGCCCAACGAGCGUCCCCGUGUCGCAAAUGGUCGGGCAGACGGUGUGGCAGCCAGGACGCAGGUCCUGCACCGCGACCUCAAGCCUGAGAAUGUAUUCCUCUCAGGUGAUGUUGUCAAGUUGGGCGACUUUGGCCUGAGCAAGGACAUGGCCGGCCUUGCCUUCACCAGCACAUACGUGGGGACUCCCCUGUACAUGCCUCCCGAGAUCCUGGCCGAGAACCGUUAUGACACCAAGUCUGACAUUUGGAGCCUCGGAUGCCUGGUCUUUGAGAUGUGUGCACUCAGCUCGCCUUUCGCCUCCGCCAAGACUCAAGAGGAGCUCAUCACGAUGGUCAAGUCGGGCAAACUGCCGCCCCUGCCAUCCCACAUUUCCCCUUCGCUCAAGGCCGUCAUCAGGGCUAUGCUCAACUUGAAUGGACCUGUUGGAAAUGGACGAGAUGAAAGUCCAUCACAAAGGGUUCCACGUUCAGAUGCAUUCCAGGCUGAUUUACAACAACGCGAAGCUCGUUUGCAAGAACGCACCUCAGCACUACAGAAGGAAUACGUCGAAAUGUCUCAGCGCGAAGCGUCCGUGAGGGAGCUGGAAGCAGCCCUCAAUGCUCGCGAGGCUGAGCUCAAGGACCGCGAGAACGUCCUUUGCGAAAACAAUCGCCGCAUCUCCCAGGCCAGAGACGCAAUUCGUCGGGAGUGGGAAAAUAUUAGGGAAGUGAAGGACGCUCAAGCCAAGGACCUCAUGGAGCUGCCGGUUGCGUCUCCCGAGGAGAUCGUACCUGAAGCUGCGCCUAAUCGACCACCACUUGAGGAGCGAAACAAUCUCCAGCGUCGCCUGGCGUCCAAGUCGAUGACCAACCUUGCCGCUCGCGCUCGUUCCGACGACGAGUUUGUUGCUCCCUUACAGUCCACGCCCGCCAAGCAAGCUCGUGCACAGGGAACGCCAUAUCGUCAUGUCACUGGAAGGACAUCUAUCGGGUCGCCUGGAGAGCUUGACCGCGUCUUCGCAGAGGACAUCACCAUGGCCACGGCGUCCUUUGCCAUCUCCCCCGCUCACUCGUUGCUAUCGACGCCGUUCCUCCCCCGUCCACGCAAGUUUAGCGAUACAGUGGAUGACAGCCCUUGCUUGCCACCAACCCAGAUUCCAGCCCCAACGUAUGUGUAUCGCCCUGAAGCAACACCAGCAAAGUGGUCUGCCGACGAUCCCGAUCUCCCGUCUCCUUUCAUCCGGCGCACAGUCCCAGCUGCCCCUAACCUUACCGGUGCCAGUGCCACUUCAACAGACCGUGCGCCCCUGGGCAGCAUCAACCCGCAACCGGCAGGUGGACCUACUCCAGCAACCAGCACUGCCAACGGAGCCAUCAGCGGUCUUCCCAACGGUGCCGCCAGUGGCUCGGUGCGCAAGAUCCCCCGUUCGCGUAGCGGCACAAACCUACACGCCAACAUGCUCAAGAGCAACUUCAACGCCGCUACUUCGGCGGUCUCACGUACUCCGGCAGCCCCGGGGUUGGGGACCGGCAGCGCAGUGCGUACCCGCCCAGUGGUGGGACGCGACCCCGCACGAUGUUAG
Molecule: messenger RNA, 2016 nt
Organism: Apiotrichum porosum
Lineage: Eukaryota; Fungi; Basidiomycota; Tremellomycetes; Trichosporonales; Trichosporonaceae
Gene: KIN3
Product: G2-specific serine/threonine protein kinase
Exons: 9
Coding region: 1-2016 (671 amino acids)
Biological process (GO): protein phosphorylation; chromosome segregation
Cellular component (GO): nucleus; centrosome; cytoplasm
Molecular function (GO): protein kinase activity; ATP binding
Source: RefSeq, a predicted model, not a curated record